Gongylonema pulchrum is the source of this 378-nucleotide messenger RNA. NCBI's taxonomy places the organism in Eukaryota, Metazoa, Nematoda, Chromadorea, Rhabditida, Gongylonematidae. The record is from the annotation of a GenBank genome assembly.
AUGGGUCCGAAAGUAAGCAUCCUGAAAAACAGUACCCGGGCUGCCAUAACUGACUGUUGGCGAACAGUGCUCGAGAAUUACGACAAUGAUUACUCAAAAGUUGGCGUCAAUAUAUAUGCGGUACUUUUUUCAUUCGUUAUAAGGAUAUUUGAAAUAUGUCCAGAGUUACGGCAAGUUUUCCACAUACCGCGAGAGGCGCAAGAUAUCAGACAUCAUGAGCCAUUUCAUCGAUCCGGAAAAUUACUGGCAUCGGUGAUCGAUUUAUGCAUCCGGAAUAUUUAUAAACUUGAAGCCGAAAUGGAAGCUGUUUUGGUCAGUUCUAGGCUUUUUUUUGCAGCUAUCGUUUUUUUACACGCAUGGCAGUUGCUUCUUUUAUGA